Ceraceosorus bombacis is the source of this 3551-nucleotide messenger RNA. Lineage: Eukaryota; Fungi; Basidiomycota; Exobasidiomycetes; Ceraceosorales; Ceraceosoraceae. The record is from the annotation of a GenBank genome assembly.
AUGGCAUCAAGCAGCGCCUUCGAUGAGCAGGAGCAUGCGGAGCGCAUCGCUGAGAAUUUGGCCAUCUUGGACUCUUCAGCCAACGACGUGGACAAGCGAGCGACGGCGCUAUCGCUGCUCAUCACGCGCCUUUUAACCGCACCCGUGAGUCAGCAGCAUUGCUUGCACCCAAGCCACGAGUCCGUCAGCUCAUCGUCUAGUCGCCCUUGUGAUGUGUCACCUCGAUGCCGAUGGACCGCAGGCUCCGGAUCCUCUUGCCCUGAUCGACCCCUUGCAAAAGGCGCUCAGGCACAGUCACCCCGGCCUGUUCGUUCCGGCACUCGCUUCCAUAUCAGGCCUCAUCCAGUCCAUCAGGGAAGCCUCGAACGCGGCUUCGUUGUUGUGUCGAGUCGCAGACAAGUGGUUGACCGCUGUGCUGGAGAGGAUAGGCGAUGGCAAGGAGAGGGUCAAAUCUGUCGCAAGGGAUGCGUUGGAUGCCAUUGCGGAGGCUACGCUUGCAUCGACGCAGCUCAGCGGCUCCAGCAGCAAAGAGACACCCAGCGCGGCGUUCAUGAGAGUUUUAAAAGACAAUGGACUGGCUGCCAAAAGUCCGAGGGUUAGAGAAGGUGUGAGUGGCUGGCAAGCAUUGUGCUCGCUUCACGGAAGUGUCCGCUGCUCACGUAUCGUCUCUGCCAUUGUGCAGACAACGACUCACUUGCCGAUCCUGAGGCACCAAGUGAAGAAUGCUCUGCAGCUCAAGCCGAUCCUUCCUAACCUCGUCGACCUUCUGUCCGACGCCGAUGGCCCUACUAGAGAAGCAGCUAGGCAAUCUGUCGUCGCCCUCUUCGCGCCGGCACCUGCAGCGGCCAAGACUGAUCUGAAAAAGGAGCUGGAGAGGAAGCAAGUGAGGAAGCAGACGGCAGAUCCGCUCCUCGCUUCCGUUUUUGCGGGAGUCGUUGAACCUCCUGCUGAUCUCGCGGGCGCUGAUGGGGACGCUGAGCUUCAGGCUGGUAGCGCUGCACGACCAGGCAUCUCGCGUGCCGCGCCAACAGGACCACAGACAAUGGCACGUGGUGAGCCAACGCCGUCUGCUCAGGAUGAUGUGCCGAUGGUGUACGUUGCGUCGAGGGCAGACAUUGAGCGCACGUUUGCGCCUAUGCAGGCCAUCUUUGAGGGCAAGGAGACAGAACACAAUUGGGCAGCCAGGGAAACGUCGAUGAUUAAAAUCAGAGGCAUCUUGCGCACGGGAACUGCGGAGAAAUUAGGACAGUCUUUGGCGAAGGAGAUACGAGGGCUAGGAGCGGGCAUUUGCAAAGGUGUAAGCGAUUGGUGAGAUUGGCUUGAGGCAAUUUCUUGCAUGCUGAUGAGCAUUCUUUCCUGCUGAACAGACGGCCAGCCUGCGCACCACUUUGGCUAUGCACAGCAUCAGUCUUGUCGGAGAAGCUGUUGUUGCGCUCGGAGAUGAGUUGCACGAGUCCGUAGUCGAUCUUUUCUUCACCAGUCUCUUUGGCAUGGCAGGCUUCACCAAGAAGCUGGUUGCCAAUGCUGCGCAGAGCGCAGUCGCUCUCAUCUUGCAGAACGUCUCGUAUCGAGCCACAUUCUUGGAAGCGCUUUGGGGCGGCCUACAAGAGAAAAACGUGGCUAUAAGAAGUUUUGCUUGCGUGCAUCUAUGCACUGUUCUCGAGAGGAACGCGUUAAAUCGCAAACAUCAGCUCGAAGCGCACAGCGGACUUGAGACGCUUCAGAACUUCUUCAAGAAGGCUCUGCCCGAUCCGAAUCCGGAUGUUCGCUCGAAAGCGAGGGAGGGGUUUGGGCGGUUUCAAACUGUGUGGCCGGUUGAGGCUGAACGUCUUUUGGAAUCGCUGGAUCCAACGACUAGGAAGCAGAUUGCUACUGCUGCUGCAACCUCGCAAUCUGGCACUGCAAAUGCGACGACCGCUAAGGCACGUACAGUCUCGGCCGCACCGCCUCGCAGGCCAGGCGGGCCCUCGAGCGCUCUGCUGGCUGCCAAAAGAGCUGCUUCCGAACGAAUGGCUCAGCAGAGGAAAGAGCAAGCCGAGGCGCAGGAUGCGGAAGAGGCGGAUGGAGAUUUAGACGCGCAUACUCCGCCAACCGAGCAAGCGGGAGCGCAAGCAAGCAAUUUGGCCAAGCCCGCUACACCCGGCAACGGACAUUCCAUUCCUAGCUCCGCGAGCUCGGGUAGCGCUUCGCGCUCCGUGAAGGACAGAAUUGCUGCCUAUCAAACAUCAGCUUUCGCGCCUUCAAGGGCGAGCAAAUCACCAGAGUCAACUACAGCUCGCCCUGUUGUCAGACCUGUGCGAGCUCAAAGAGCGCCUGCGGCAACGCCGGACCACGAUGAGACUGUGCAAUUGGCAGAUCUGAGUGUUGCGGACGCCUCCGUCGACCUCAUGGAAAGUGCUUCGCCUACUCCUCAGCGACCGACGAGACGCAGUUUGCUGCUCGCGCAGCGGAGUCAUGCGCAAGCGCCCCGGGAAUCGCCUGCCAAAAGCAGCGCGACGUCGAGUGAAGAUACCAAGAAAGAGCGACUGAACGGCUUGAGCGGCGACAGCGGCGACAGCGCGGCUGCUGGAAUGGCAACAGAUUCACCGCAAGCCAAGGCAUCUUCCUCAGGCACCUCGAUUUCAAUCCUGAACAACAGGCCCGGCGUGCAAGAGUGGGUUGCGAAUCUUCAUGCUGGAACUGCGGACCUCGACACGUUCAAAAGGCUUGGUGCGCUUUCGAGAGAAUACAAGUUGCCUUUGCCGGUCAGCGCGACACCACUCGACAUUGAAGCUGCGACAAGAGGCGAAGCCCUUUCAAACAGCGGAGGCGGCGCUCUUGGACUUCAACCUGAUGCUGAGCAGGACUCUGAGAGGGUCGUUGCCGCAUGGAGGGAAGCGCAGAUAUUUGAGCGUCUGUGGGAAGCUAUCAUGCGGUAUCUGAACUUGCCCAGUGCUGUGCGUGCAUGCAGCAUGGACGCUGUCAUCCGAGCAGCCCAUCCGUAGCAUUGUCUGACAUCUCGCUUUCUCUCACAGGAUGUCAACCUCACCGGUGCUGCACUGGUCGUCUUGAGACGGAUUCUGGAGAACCAGCUGCCCCUCAUUUCUUCGACUGAUAAGGAGACGCAAUUUCUGAGCCUCGUCUUUCGUCGGAGACUUGAAAAAGAAAAUGUCUCGAGGAACGCUUGCGAGUCCCUAAUCGAUGCUUGGAGCAGCGGGAUUGAGCCGAUUCUAGGGUUGGGCACGCUGAUGUCCGCAUUGGAGCCAGCGCUGCGCGAGAGCGAAGCGUCAAGAUCAGGACGGGAAAGAGUGCGCAAGCUGGGUCUGUAUGCGUUGCGCAAGCUUCUGGCUCGACUGCCUGCCGAGCUGGUGGAAGAGGAAUUGCCGAGGUUCAAAGCUUUUGUCAAAGACGCUUUUGCCGAUCCCAACACGGACCUCAGGAUCGCUGCUACGGAUGUGAUUAAAACGGCGAAUAGCAGGCUCAAGGAUCUGGACAUUCUCUUUUCGAUUCUCGCGCCUCUUGAACCCCACCACAAGGAUCUGCUGAGCUACUAUAUCGGCAAGAACGCUUGA